Molecule: messenger RNA, 1332 nt
Organism: Metarhizium album ARSEF 1941
Lineage: Eukaryota; Fungi; Ascomycota; Sordariomycetes; Hypocreales; Clavicipitaceae
Product: Peptidase M24A, methionine aminopeptidase, subfamily 2
Exons: 4
Coding region: 1-1332 (443 amino acids)
Biological process (GO): proteolysis
Molecular function (GO): metalloaminopeptidase activity
Source: RefSeq, a predicted model, not a curated record
AUGGCAACCCAAGUCCCCACGGACGCUCUGAAAGAGCUCAAAGUGAGUGAAGCCGCAAGGGCAAAUGGCAAGGGCGCAAAGCCUGCGCCUACAGUCGACGAUGAUGGCCACGCAGAGGAUUCUGACGACGACGCCGAUGAGAAUGCUGCCGGCAACGGCGUCGACGGGGCUGCCAAGAAGAAGAAGAAGAGAAAGCCCAAGAAGAAGAAGAAGAGCCCUACCGCCCAGACCGAGCCGCCGAGCGUCGUGGUGAGCCAGCUAUUUCCCAACAAGAGCUACCCCAAGGGCGAGGAAGUCGAAUACAAAGACGAGAACCGCUACCGGACUACCAGCGAGGAAAAACGUCAUCUGGAAAACUUGAACACCGAGUUCCUGAGCGAUUACCGCGAGGCCGCUGAGAUUCACAGACAGGUUCGCCAGUAUGCCCAGAAGUCCAUCAAGCCCGGCCAGACCCUGACCGAAAUCGCCGAAACCAUCGAGAACAGCGUCCGGUCUCUUACAGGCCACCCGGGAUUGAACGAGGGCGACGCAAUGGUUGCUGGUAUGGGUUUCCCGUGCGGGCUCAGCUUGAACCACUGCGCCGCACACUACACGCCCAAUGCCGGCAACAAGAUGGUUCUGCAGCAGGAUGACGUUAUGAAGGUAGACUUUGGUGUGCACGUCAACGGCCGGAUUGUCGACUCUGCUUUCACGGUUGCCUUUGAGUCCAAAUACGACAAUCUGCUCAAGGCGGUCAAGGAAGCCACAAAUGCCGGCAUCCGCGAGGCCGGUAUCGAUGCCCGUGUUGGUGAAAUCGGGGGCGUCAUUCAGGAAACCAUGGAAAGCUUCGAGGUGGAGAUUGAUGGCACCACAUACCCCGUCAAGAGUAUUCGCAACCUGACUGGCCACAACAUUUUGCCCUACAGCAUUCACGGUACCAAGGCCGUGCCCAUUGUCAAGAGCAACGACCAGACCAAGAUGGAAGAAGGGGAUGUCUUUGCCAUUGAGACUUUUGGAAGUACCGGCAACGGCUAUGUAAGAGACGACAUGGAAGUUUCCCACUACGCCAAGAACGCAGACAUCCAGCACGUGGACCUACGCCUGAGCUCAGCCAAAACGCUGCUCAACGUGAUUAACAAAAACUUCGGCACCCUGCCUUUCUGCCGUCGUUAUCUGGACCGUCUGGGCCAGGACAAGUACUUGCUUGGCUUGAACAGCUUGGUCAACAGCGGCAUUGUCGAGGCCUACCCGCCCUUGUGUGACAAAAAGGGCUCAUAUACUGCUCAAUUCGAGCACACUAUCCUGAUUCGGCCAACCGUGAAGGAAAUUAUUAGCCGCGGAGACGACUACUAA